Messenger RNA from Epinephelus fuscoguttatus (brown-marbled grouper), 4335 nucleotides. It is a transcript of the gene gtf2e1, whose product is annotated as general transcription factor IIE, polypeptide 1, alpha. Gene Ontology annotation, biological process: transcription open complex formation at RNA polymerase II promoter; transcription initiation at RNA polymerase II promoter. Gene Ontology annotation, cellular component: transcription factor TFIIE complex. The transcript is spliced from 6 exons. Bases 197 to 1525 code for a protein of 442 amino acids. The record is from RefSeq and is a predicted model, not a curated record. Lineage: Eukaryota; Metazoa; Chordata; Actinopteri; Perciformes; Serranidae.
AUUUAUUUCCGGGGUUGUCUUCUCAAAAUAUAAAGCAUGUUAUCUAACCUAGCAGUUUAACGAUUCGGAAGUAAGAUGUGUCCAGUGAGCUUUAGCUGUCUUUGUUAGAGAAAAAUCAUUGUGCUCUGAAAUGACUUAAGGAAGCGGUGGCGUUGGCGUAUUGUUGGAGCGUAACGUUAAAGAGUAUCGGCAGAAGAUGAUAGAACCAGAGCUACUGACCGAGGUCCCUGCAGCACUUAAGCGGCUUGCGAAGCAGGUCGUAAGGGGUUUCUAUGGAGUGGAACAUGCCUUGGCCCUGGAUGUGCUCAUUCGCAACCCAUGUGUACGUGAGGAGGACAUGCUGGAGCUGCUCAAGUUUGAUCGUAAACAGCUGCGCUCUGUACUCAACACCCUGAAGGCAGACAAGUUUGUCAAGUGCCGCAUGAGAGUGGAAACAGCCCCUGAUGGCAAGACAACACGGCACAACUACUACUUCAUCAACUACAGGGUACUGGUCAAUGUGGUCAAGUAUAAAUUGGAUCACAUGCGGCGACGCAUCGAGACAGAUGAGCGAGACUCCACCAAUCGUGCCUCCUUCCGGUGCCCCUGCUGCUUCUCCACCUUCACCGACCUAGAGGCCAACCAGCUGUUUGACCCCAUGACAGGUACAUUUCGCUGCACCUUCUGCCAAACGGAGGUAGAAGAGGAUGCAUCUGUCUGUCCUGAUGGCAGGACACUAGUCGCUCGCUUUAAUGAGCAGAUCGAACCCAUCUAUGCACUGCUUCGUGAGACUGAAGACGUUAACCUGUCCCAUGACCUGCUGGAGCCGGAGCCUGCUGAGAUUCCUGCCCUCAAACAGAGCCGUGAACGUGCUGCAGCAGCAAACUCAAGUGGCCCACACCGCGAAGCCUGGGCUAACAAAGGCUCAUCCUAUGCUGACCUGUACACCCAGAAUGUGGUUAUCAGCAUGGAGGAGCAGGAAGACCAGCAGAAGCAGGCCAGUGAAGGCAAGGCACCCAAAGAGAGGCCCGUCUGGUUGACCCAGAGCACCGUGCAGGGUGCUUACAGCGAGCCUGACAUCCUCAAAAACCGUGAUGUUGUUCCUGGAGCCCAGGAUGGAGCGGCUGGUCAGGGAAUUGGUCAGGCGGAUGAAAAUGAGGAAGUGAUGCGUGCCCUGCUCAUACAUGAGAAGAGGAGUGUGGCAGGAGCAGGAGGAGGCGGAGCAACCGCUGCCACCAAAGCGAUCACCUCCACCACAGUAAAUGCCAGCGACUCCGAGAGUGACACCAGCGAAUCGGAUGACGACUCUCCCUCCAAUCCUCCCCUUGCCACAGCUGCACAGCAUCGGGCCGCCGAGGAGGAGGAUGAAGAGGACGAUGAUGAGUUUGAGGAAGUGGGGGAUGAGCCGAUGGUGAUGGUGGGAGGCCGGCAGUUCACAUACCGAGAGGUCAGCCAGAGGCCAGAGCUGGUGGAGCAGAUGUCUGCCCAGGAGAAGGAGGCCUACAUUGAAAUGGGACAGACCCUCUUCCAGGACAUGUACUUCUGAACACACACAUACACACUCACACUGAUAUAUGCAGACAUUUACACACAGAUUAUCAAACAAUUUGGUGGAUUGGCUAGGAUCUCCAUAAAGUAUACUUCUGCUCUGUUACACUGACAAUGGUGACACCUGAGAAAAUGUUUGUAGAACCAACAAGAUGCUGCUUAAGAAGUAUUUACAGUCAGCUUCAUGCUCUUGCAUUAUGAGAAUCAAGGGCAUGCUGACAGUGUUGCCUAAGUGAUCACACCUUUAGUAUUCUGUCCAGAGUGUUUUUUAUUCUCAUUCACCAAGCCAGAAGAGAAGAGGAAGAGUGCCAAUUUGUUUCUUCUUAGUCUCUGUUUUUUAUUUUAGUUUAACUGGUUGUUUCCACCAGUCAUGUGUCUCUCAUGUGUCUGACGGACCAGAUACACUUAAGAUACCAUCAAUACAGCUCUCCACACACAAGCAUAUGUUUUAUGCCUCCAGUCAGUUUUCGUCCGACUCAUGUAUAACUACAUCGAUUGUGCAUUUGACUGUGAGCACUUCCAAAAGACGUGGCAGCACCGAAGGACUGAAGCUGCCAUCAUUGUGCUCCUGACAUGCUGCUUUCUCCCUGGUGUUGUGCCGAAUAUUUUGUUUUUCUAAAGCAAGAUCGGACUGGAUUUAAAAGCUCAUCUCAGGCAAAUAUUGAAUACUAGAGGGGAAAAAAAGAGAAAAUGGAUGAACUGUUGUGGUUUACAGUAAAAUAUGUCUUUUUCUUAACAAUCUGUAAUAAAAAAAAUAUACUGCAGUUCAUCAAUAUGUGUUUAUGUGUGUACAUAGAGGGAUGAAUGGAAGCACUGUGUUUCAGCAUAUACACUUAGAAGCAAUUCGGAGUAUAGAAGUAAGGGGGCACUGUGACAUUUGUCUUCUCAGAUGGAGGAUGAGACAAGUCCAGUCAGAACUGUCAAUGUGUUAGUCUAUUCUGUUGUCAGGGAUGGUGCAGCAUAAUACAAAGAGAUGAUAAACAUGUUCAUGUGUGAAAGCUUGAUGUUAAGAGAAAUGGAGGGAAAAAAUCCCCCAACAGAGAAAGAUUAAUAGGCUUUGGGAAAAAUAACAUGUAUUUCAUACCAUUCCACUCCAUGGUCCUGUCCCCCAGUGAGACCAUCCCCGUCUUGUCGGGUCACAUUCAGGUGACAAUUAUUCAUUGAGGCAGUCCCUACUGGGCAAACACACUCUUGGUACUUCUCCAGAUGGGCUCCAGCACGAUCUAGGGUAUUUUGUUAUGUGGCUUACCAAAUAAUGACUGCUUUGACGUAACCACAGUAACCCACGGCACUGGGUCACCUACUCAUAAUGGGGGCAAUUUCACCUCAAAGCCAGAGACUGAAUGCAGACGUGAGCCUGGCAUUUACAGAAAACAAGCUUUUUCAAUUCAAAUGUUAAUUGUUAAACCUGUCAUGGUGCCCGCUGUAGUGAAAUCACCCCUCUCUCUGCUUUCUCUUUGAGCAAUAUGUACCAGCGUUAAAAGGAAAACCAUUGGCUGUAACCAUUGUACAUGACUUUUCGCAGCUCUAGUGUAGGGGUGUGCCAUGUCAUCUUGUUCACAAUAAUACUGGUAUGAUUUUUAAUAUAUGAAAAAUUCAUAUUGUGAUACGCACAAUGUUUCUAAUUGUUCACAUAUUGACAUACUGUUGCCUAUGGCCAUAAAAAGCAUGGCUUAAUGCGAAAUUAUUACAGACUUUGUGGUGGUUCCAAAACGAGGAGCAGCUUCAGUAGUGUGUAAUAACCUGUGGGGUCAUUAGGCCUGGGUGUCCUGAAUGAACAGCCCUGGACUUCUCUGACUGUUUUACUGCUCGGAGGGAACUCAUUCAGCGGCUCCUCUGGCAGCCACACAGCAUCUCUCCCUCUUCUAAGUGUCAGUGUGGAGUCAGUGUCGUCAAGUGAUUUUGUCAUAAACCUUUGGUAAUAUAAACCUAUGUGAUGCUUACUAUUUGACAAAAAACUACAUAAAUGUGAAUGUGAAAUAGUUAUGGUAGCAUAACAGCCUGUCACAGGUUACAGCGUGAUGAUAAGAGGAGAAAUGACAGAGCAUAAAGGUCCAGGUAGAAAAAAACAACUCAAUCAUUCAGGAUUUUGCUAAAAGAAGGAAAUCACCUGUUGAUUUAGAUCCCAGGGUACAUUUUUUUUGUAUUUGGGAGCUGUUUAAAUGUGUAAUUUGUGGUAGAUUUUAUUUACCUAUUCAUAUUGUAUACAGAAUCUGAAUCUCACUCUCACUCUUCUUCUCACUUUUGUUGUUUACAACCUAAAGAAAUGAGAGAUAAUUUUUCUUUAGUUUUUACUGAAUAUCUGAAGGCAAACAUGUAAAACUAUAUCACUUAUUUUUUUCCAAUUAUAUGUUCCUAAAUUAAUGGUAAUUUUUUUUUCUUUUUUACUAAUUUGUCAUAUCGUCAAGAAUAUCAUUGUCACAAAAACACCCUGAAAUAUCAUAUUAUUUUAGAGCCAUAUCACCCACCACUACUCUAUAGUGUGAUUUUAUUCUUUUCUAAAUCUUAACAUUUAUAGCCUUUUUAUUCACAUCAUGUUAACUGUUUUUCUUUGUCUAAAUUAUUGUGUGAUGCAAUUACCAAUGAAAGCUGACUUUUGAAUAUGUUUCCAACAUUGUAAAAACAAGUCUAAAAAGCUAAAGGCCAGCUAUCCUGGGUUGCAGACAUUCACUGUAGGCUGCUAUGUUCAUUGUGUUCCAUGACAAUCUCAUGACAAUCCCAUCGGCUAUUGAUCUGACGAUGAUGUAGCCUCUGGGGACAACAUCUAAUAUCUCAGGGUUCAAGUGUAGCCACCUGAUAUACAGAUAA